CUAUCCGUGAGCGAUUGACGACAGUAGUGGUGGGAAGCCAACGCAUGCAAGCAGCGGCGGAUCCAGAACACAAAAGAGCACUGGGCCGCAUUUCAUUAGAAAAUUAGAACCGUAGAAAAAUAUAAUGAUUAUAGUUUUUUGCAAUGUAAUUGUACACGACUGUAUAUUAAUUUAGGGAAUGCAUCAAUGAAGUCUACAUCCAUACCAAUAGUAUACACUGUUUCAAAUAAAAUACUUGAGCAAUCGGCGAGAAAUUCAUCGCUCAUUUUGUUGAGCAAAUAAGUUCUCACAUGUUUCAUUGUUAAAAAGGUUCUCGUCGUAGUAGCUGUUGAAACGAGCAUAUCAACACUAGAUAAAUCAAUCGACUAAUCAAUUUGCAUUUUGUGUCCAUCCCUGCACACCAGCUACUUUAGUAAAUUUGUAAGGGAACAAGCCUCAUAUUUCUUUUAGUCUUUUACGUUUUAAACUUUUUAGAAUUUUAGGUUUCACUGUUUUUUUAAGACGCAUGAUCUUUGGGGCUAAAAUUUCUAGGCUAAAUUUAGAAUAGUGAUUUGAAUAUGUUCAACUUGAUAAUUUUUCUAGUUAAACCCAAUCUUAUCAUAGAAUAACACUGGGUCGAAUGUGUAAAAUCAAAAAUUUCAUAUGGACUAUAGUAACUACGGAUCUAGAAGAGGGCUGGACCGGGACCUGGGGUCGCCACCCCCUGGAUCCGCCAGUGCAUGCAAGGGCGGCAGAAGUAAGGGCGACGCAUGCUCGUUUCUCUCCAUCGAAGGACAACCUCUUCCCAGAUCUGGUUUUAUCGAAUCACUGCCGGUGAUGGCGACGUGGCUGCAGGCGAUGGCGAUGAACGCGUACAGGCGAUGGCGAGGCAGUUGCGGGUGAUGGCGAGGCGGUUGCAGGCGAUGGCGAGGCGGUUGCGGGUGAAGCGGUUGCCGGCGAUGGUGAGUCCGUUGCCAGGGAGGCUGAGGACGACACGACUAAGAUCAAUGAAGCCGUAGUCGAUCGGAAGGAGAAUCGACGGAGAUCAGAGAGCCGACCGGAAGGAGAAUCGACGGAGAAACGAUGAAGGGGCUCUGAAAUUUUUAGAGGGAGAGAGAGUGGGAGGGGUGGGUGGCUGGGGAAGGAGGGUAGAAAAAAUGGUAUUUAUAUUAGGGUUUGAUGGUAUAUUUACUAAAUUAUCCUUUAGUUAGUAUGGUGCUAACCCAUUAGGAGAUAGCAGGUCAUCCCAUCCCAGCAGAUAAUUAUGAUUUUAAAAACACAGUUAAAAGAUAAUAUAUAUAAAAACUGACCCCACCCACCCGAACCCGUUAUCAUUCUUAUGCUUGAUUUUUUCACUACUUGAUAAAUUUAAUUUUGGGUAAAUUCUCGAUAUUGACUAGUUUUGGACCCGACCCAUUAGUCGUCAUUAAUUUAGAUAUCGAUUCGUGAGGUAGAAGCACGAGCGAGAGUGAGAGAAAAUAUAUUUCCACGUAAUAGAAUAUUCAAACCGUU
This is a messenger RNA of Linum trigynum, 1491 nucleotides long. Lineage: Eukaryota; Viridiplantae; Streptophyta; Magnoliopsida; Malpighiales; Linaceae. The record is from the annotation of a GenBank genome assembly.